This is a messenger RNA of Ahaetulla prasina, 4522 nucleotides long. It is a transcript of the gene DACT2, whose product is annotated as dishevelled binding antagonist of beta catenin 2. The record is from RefSeq and is a predicted model, not a curated record. Gene Ontology annotation, biological process: negative regulation of nodal signaling pathway. Lineage: Eukaryota; Metazoa; Chordata; Lepidosauria; Squamata; Colubridae. The transcript is spliced from 4 exons. Gene Ontology annotation, cellular component: cytoplasm. Bases 283 to 2754 code for a protein of 823 amino acids.
AUGAGGCGGCCCCGUGGUUGGUUCGCCCUCGCCGGCUUUCUGUCUCCUCGGCUCGGCGGUGGCCCUGGGCUGCCCCGCGUCGGAGAGGGCGUUGAACCGCAGCCUCGCCUCGCCUCCGCCCGCUCCCCAGCCGCAGUGGCCGCUCCUCCGCUUCAUUCCGUCUUAGCGGAGGGCGAAGCGAGUGGCUGCUGCUCCCGCCGCCUUUUUGCGCGCUCCUGGACCCUUCUUUCCAAAAAGCAGCAGGUUCCUGGCAUGGCCGUGGCUUGAGAGCGGCGUGGAAAGAUGCUCGCGGGGAGGCAGCACCACCAGCAGCAGCACCGGCCGGGUGGCUGGGACCGCUGCAGGGUCAGCGAGAGACUGCAAGCCGCCCUGGCCGGCCUCCAGGAACUCCAGGUGCUGCGGGAAAAACAGCGGGCGCUGGUGAGCGAGGCUUUGGCCAUGCAGCGCCCAGCCGAGGAGAGCCAGGCACAGAACAAGGAGCAGCGCUUGGAAGCCACCCUCACCGCCCUGAAGGAGCAACUGUCACGGCUGAGGAGACAAGAUGUGGGACUGAAAACUCAUCUGGAUCAAUUGGACCAGCAGAUCAGUGAACUGAAGUUGGAUGUCGGCAAAACUUCCAUUGAAUAUCUUGAUAGUGAUAGUAGGCCCAGUUCAGGUUUUUAUGAUCUGAGUGAUGGUGGCUCCUGCUCUCUGUCUAAUUCCUGCACAUCUGUCUUCAGUGAAUCCAUUUCCUCCUCCCAUGCCAGUUUGUUACCAAGUUCUCAGCUCUCCAAAACCCAUCUUAGCAUCUUUGAUUACCGACCCAAAUCUGCAGAUGAAACCACAGUGCGCACCCAGUUCCAACAGGAGGGACCUCAUAACAGUGAUGGAUGCCAAAGCAAAGCUUGCCUAGAUGUUUCAGGCACUCCAAGCAAGUCCAGACCAAGGCCUGUUUCUACUGGUGACCUUGAAAGACUCAGCGUCGUGGAUGCCGGAUUUCCAAAAGUCACUGACCUCAAGGCCUCUACCCAGCUUGGUUCAGGAGGGGAAGUCCAAUUUUAUUGCAUGGACCCCAAAUACCAAAGCAAUUUGGUCUCUAAAAGUGGGAACGAUGUGUAUCCUUAUCCUAGCCCUCUUCAUGCGGUUGCUUUACAGAGUCCCCUUUUCUCCCUGGCAGAAACAGAGGGCCGCCCUUUAUUUAAAGGUGCACCUCAUUUCAUGGGGCCCAGCUUGAUUAAGACUCGGCCACUUAUGGAACUCAGGCCAGGGGGUUAUAUCAACAAACUGCUGCAGCUGACACGCAGCAAAGGAAACUAUCCUGCCAGCUAUCCUGCCGAGUUCAGUGAGAAAGGUCCAGCAAAGAAUCAGCCACUCACAAUGCUCCAGAGACUCAUUAUUAUCCCCAGUCCUGGUGGAGUGAAAAUUAACAGCAGCAGCAGCAGCCAGCUGGAAAAACAGGGGGCCCCACUGUCUUGCAAUAAAGGCGAUGGGAAGCCACCAAGGGACGGGCCUGAAGGGGAAUGUGCCAAACAGCCGGAGACGGUGCAUUGUGCGAAUAUAGAGCAGGCAGCUUCCCUGGCUGACACAGAGUCUUCCCCGGCUGUGAAUGGCUGUUAUCCCGCUAAGCCAUCUGUGUGGGACUCUCCUGUCACUGAGGCUGGGGAAAGCAGCCUGGAACGCAGCUCUUCCUGCUCACCGUUUGGAGUUGAUGAUUCCAACUUGAGCCUCCCAAACACGUGGGGUGCUUCAGCCAAAAAAUCUCACAAGAAAUCUCCGAGAGCCGUAAACCCUGAAGAACCCGAGUCUGUGCCCCAGGAGGAGUUGGUUCACGCCAAGUUUGUCCCUACCGAGUCCCAUCAAGUUCGAGUCAGGUUUGCCAAUUCUAAGGUGAAGCCUGUGAAGAUGAAGAGGAGGAAUAGUGAGAAGUUGCUGAGGCCGGGCAGGCAGGUGCUUUAUGUGGAGAAGCCACAUGGGGUUCACCAGCUUGCUGCCAAGUUGCCACUUGAGUGGAGUUUGUCUCAGAGACAGCUCAGAGGAAGGCAUCUAAUUCGGAGGCCGACCUUUGCAGGGGAAAGCACCGGGAGAUCUUGCUCUGAGUCCAGUCUGUAUCCUGUGCCAUUCGGGAUCCCUCAAACACUAUCCAGGUCUGAACUCUGCAGAGCAUCUGCUAAUGGUAUGUAUUCUCUUGAAGCAGCUUAUUCUGACCCAAUGCUUAAAAAAAAGCAGCGCAAAUGGCAAUCCACAGUGGAGAUCUCGGCAAAAACCCAAGUUUCCAGCCUUUCUAGCACCCUUGCCUUGGGACCACCAAAACAGGGAAGGAGAGCGGGGAUUUUGCGUACUGUAACCAUGAGAGCCGAGUCCAAAAAAAGCCUCCCUCUUCAUCCAGGGGCCUAUGCCAAAAGUGAGUCUGACCAUUCAGAGUAUUCUGCUGAAUGUGCAUCACUUUUCCACUCCACCAUUGCAGAGACCAGUGAAGGAGAAAUUAGUGACUAUACAACCAACCGCUUUGGUGACAGUGAAUCCAGUGAUAGUGAUUCAGAGGAGGGUAGUAGCAGCAGUGGCAGCAGCCUGACUCUUGAUUAUGCUGAUGAGAUCCAUGAGCAUGAAAUGAUCUGGCCCACAUCUACGGGCAAGCAAGCAGCAGCAGCCGGUCAAGUUUUGGCCAAGCCUCUACCACCGGUGCCCAAACUCUGCCGCAUCAAGGCAUCAAAGGCUCUCAAGAAGAAAAUUAGGAGAUUCCAACCUAAUUCCCUGAAAGUGAUGACCAUGGUUUAAAAGGAGAGGAAGAUUGUUCGGUCAGCUGCUUGUGUCCCUGUUCGCAAAGCCAAGGAAGAUUGGUACUGUAAAGGAUUCCUGGAUCCUAGAUUUCAAGUCAAGGUGGUCGUUGUUGUUGGGUUUUGUUUUUGUUUUUUGCAUUUGUUUAAUGCCUGUCUAAAUAACACUGUGUUCCUUUUUCUGUUCUGUAAGUGUGUUUCCGUGGCUUCAUACCUACCCUACGUCAUUCCAUUCUAAUAGCUACUAAGUGUUUAGAUUAUGUGUCCCAUUCAUCCAAGUCCUGAUGAAUUGAGGGAAGAAUGCAUAGCCUAUAAUGCAUGGGGGAGAUUUCCCAAGGUUGGCAGGUGUGUUUGUCUACGUGUGUAAGAUUGCUUUCUUGCCAGAGAUGGCACUGCAACGUGUUUCUUGGAAGAUCACUCAUCGUCAAAAGAGCUCACCUUCUCAUCUUCUCUUUCCCCAUGGUCAUCCAUAUUAAUGAGCAGCAAGGCAAGAUACGGAUUGAGAAAAUGAACAAUAAUAAUCAUUAUCAACAUGGCUUAUUCAGUAACACUUGUCAUUCGUUUCAGUUUUCUGGGGUCAGAGAGUUGUGCAUGGCUCAGAGGAAGGUUUGGAUAUGAUUCUUGGCCAUUUCUAAAUUCAGAAGAUUAAAUAAUGUUCUACAAUAUAGAAUACCAUCUUUUGAUAUUGAGAUGUUUGCAUCUUCUGGACUGGGUAAACCACCCCAAACUGUGCCACAGCACAUUACCAGCUCAGAUUUAUUGCAGGCUCAAUAAAUGUUAUGAUCUACAAAGAUGUAAAAAAGCUGUCUCACUUUAUUUAAAGCAAAAGGUUUUCCUAAUUUUGUUCAGAGGCUGCUCAUAGUUACUUUGGUGACCAAGCUUUUUCUCAGUGGAUAUGUUUGAAAUGAAUUGGGUGCUACGUGGGUCAUAACACUUGGUCCCUACACUGCUAAAGCCACAUGAAUUCCUGGUGUGAUUGUAUUCUUUUCAGAAGAAAAAUACUACCAAAUGCUAGAUGCUGCAUUUAAGGAUUGUGCUUGAAUUCAGUGCUGCAGCAAUUUUUUCUUUAAUCCACAGAUAAAAUGCAUGGACAAAUGUACCCAAACUGAUGUGAUAAGUUUAAGAUUAAUACCCCUGUUUUUUUUUCUAACUGAUGGAUAGAUUUUAAAGCAUUUCUCACCCAUUUUACUGUGGAUGAGGUUUAUCCAUUCAUAAAAUGGGUGCAAUUGGUAAUUAAUAAGCUACAAAAGCACUAAUAUGCUAGAACUGGGGUUCCCCAUGCUGGGUAGGGAAUUCUGGGACUUAAAGUCCACAACACAAGUCUUAAAGUUGCCAAGUUUGGAGAGCCCUGUCUUAGAAAACUCUACCACACUUUCUAGUUGUCUCCUCACUCUCACCCUUCACAAGGAUGUUACAAUAAUAUUCCAGUUUUCCUUUUCCUUGGGCAGGUGAUCUACUUGGAAAUAAAGCACAUACACCUAUAUACAGAAACAACACACUUUUAUUUUCUGCAAAAAUAUAUAAGUGAUUAUUUGGAACAGAGGGGCAGGUACGAAGCUGGGAAUAAAACAUGGUGCCAGAAUUUGGUACUUUUCUUCAUAGCAUGCCCAAUUCCUAUUUGUGAGCACACUAUCGGGCACCCUCAACACUGAUUAUAGCAGUACUGUGAGCAAAGUGAGGCUCUUCCUUUUACAUAAAAGUAGAUCUAUCUAUUUCUUACGGUAUUUUUUAUACAAGAAGAGUAUAGUAGUGAGAAAGCUUGUAAUCAA